AUGGAGACACUGGGUCUAUUCAGCAACAUGAACAACCUCUCAUUAGAGGACCAAAACUUUGUCUCUCGAUUUGGGCGCGGUCCAAGGUGUUCCACUUCACAUGCCACCGUUCACGAGGCUUUCGAGAGCGUCGUGGACAACCACCCAACCGCCGUGGCUGCUAUAUUCGGAAACGACAGCAUUACUUAUCUUCAACUAGAUCUUGCUGCCAAUCGCCUGGCGCACCACCUCAUCAGCUCAGGUCUCUGUCCCAGGCAAAGAGUAUGUCUCGUUGUACAGCGAUCGAUCGAGAUGCUCGUCGGCUUCUUAGCCAUUCUUAAAGCUGGUUGCCAAUACGUUCCUAUCGACGGAGGUGUUGCCUCAGACCAGGCUCUACAGCACAUCUUCAAGGACACUGAGACACGGUUCAUAUUAUGUCUCCCCAGAUACUGGGACAGGGUGAAGCAGUUUGCGAGUCAAGAAGCUAUUGUCCUUGAGCUGGGAAUGACUACUGGAGCAUUUUAUCCUCCUUCACGGCCAAACAUUGAAGUCACCACGAACGAUGGCGUGUUUGCCAUGUACACAUCAGGAAGCACUGGCGUACCCAAGGGUGUGGACGUCAAACAUGGCACGAUGACUAACCCACUUCUUUCGGAACCUGGAAGACUGGGUAUUACUCUCGGCUCAAAGAUCGGACAGGUCUUGAGCAUCUCUUUCGCGAUGGGCGCAUGGGAAAUGUUAGGAUCACUGAUGAACGGUGGUACGCUAUACCUCCGGGGCUCAGAUUGGGAGGCAACAUUAGAAAAGAUCGAUAUCUUGAUCAGCACCCCUUCCAUACUCUCAAAGUAUGAUCAACAGCGUUACCCAAACAUCAAGACCAUUGCCGUAGCGGGAGAGGCGUGCCCACAAGCUCUCGCGGAUGACUGGGCUCAAGGUCGAAACUUUUACAAUCUACUCGGCGCGACGGAGACAUUCCUUUUCUCUGCACAUCGACACAUUCCGGGCGAAACUCUAUUCAUUGGUCGGCCACUACCCAAUACCACAUGUUACAUACUCGAUGAUGCAGCAGAGCCUGUGAGCGUCGGCGAAAAAGGAACGCUAUGGGUUGGGGGCGCAGGUGUCUCAAAAGGCUACAUCAACCUGCCACUCACCACUGCGGAGAAAUUUCGCCUCGACAAAUUCGCAAAUGACGGAUCCAUGAUGUACAACUUCGGGAACAUCGUCUGCUGGAGAGCAGAUGGCACACUUGAGUCUUUUGGUCGAAUGGAUGAUCAAGUUAAGAUCAAGGGCUUCCGCGUUGAGCUUGAUGGAGUUACUGCUGUCAUUGAGCAAUUCUCUGGUAUCACACGAGCGGCCUCUCUCGUCAUCGAUUCAGUACUCUACGGCUUCUACGCAUCAUCCACCCCUAUUGUCGAACAAGAGCUUGACGCAUAUGUUCGAAAGUGCCUGCCCUACUACUCCGUACCUGAACGAUGGAUAUCAGUUCAAGACGUCCCGUUGAACCCCAACGGCAAGGUCGACAAGACUCAGCUCAAAGCUUUGGCUGCGGAAUUCCCCGUCUCGAAACCAGACGUCGCGCCAACCAGAGGAGCACACACGCGACACGACUCAGCCUUCGACACCCUGAUAGUACCCGCGAAACCUGUAGACACCCACUCCGUGGUUGCUGAAGAAGUUACUCGGGCAUCUUCUCACGACGUUGACCUUGAGAAAGGACCUCAAUUCAACAAUAUCGAGGAGCGCUCCUCCUCUGGAAGCGACAGACCGUACGAGCUACCCAUCACACUACCAGAGGUGCGGGGCUCCCCCACGCAAGCCUGGCUACGACAUCGAGGACUCAUCGCCUAUCGCUGGCUUCUCCUUCCAGUCUUUCUCGCAAACAUUGGAGUCGCGUGCUGGCUUCUUUACGACAACAUCAAACGCCAGGAAUACCCACUUUCGUCGACCGCAACGGCUACUGCUGCGAACCUCUGCGCUGCGAUUCUGGUACGGUCGGAACCGGUCAUCAAUCUUUUGUUUACUAUUUUCUCCUCGGUUCCUACUUGGGUGCCCCUUGGGAUACGGCGCAUCUGUGCGAACGUCUUCCAUAUCGGCGGAAUCCAUGUCGGCUGCGCGAUGGCCGCAGUGAUCUGGUUCAUCAUCUUUACCGUCGGUGCCAGUCUCGAGAUCGCCAAAGACGUUGACGUGAGAAUUCUUUCACUAGCACCAGCGAUACUGUCUUACGUCAUCAUUGUUCUACUCCUUGCGAUGACAGCACUGUCGCACCCUGUCCUUCGCAGUCGAUACCACGACUUAUGGGAGAACCUGCAUCGCUUCGGUGGAUGGACGGUACUCAUCCUCUACUGGGUGCUUGUUGGUCUGUCUACAAAGGAACUGAGCCGUGGAUCAGGCAUGUCGACCUCGGAGGCAUACCUGCGAAACCCGUCACUCUGGCUCAUUGUGAUCGCGACUUGCGCCAUCAUCUUUCCCUGGCUAUUCCUCCGUCGUGUCUCCGUCAGACCCGAAGUCCUGUCCUCUCAUGCUAUUCGCCUGCAUUUUGAUUCGCCCAUCGUGCCAGGUAAGGGUGUUCGUCUUGCGCAACAUCCACUUCGCGACUGGCAUGGAUUUGCCACAAUCACCAAUGCGCCUGAAGGAAAGGGUUACUCGGUAAUCAUCAGCCGAGCUGGAGACUUCACAGGUCACAUCAUCGACACUGCUCCUACACAUAUCUGGAGACGCGGUAUCCCUACUUCUGGCGUUCUGCGAAUUGCAACCUUGUUUAAGAGCGUUGUAGUAGUCGCAACAGGAUCCGGUAUUGGUCCAUGCCUCUCUAUCUUCCCAUACAAGCACAUCGCCAUGCGCAUUCUCUGGACAGCACCCAACCACGAAGCUACUUUUGGGAAAUCCCUCGUCGAUGAUGUUCGCAGACGAGACCCGAAUGCAGUUAUACACAACACCCGUAUGUCUGGAAAGCCUGAUAUGAGCCUCUUGACAUAUCAACUAUACAAGGAGAGCGGUGCCGAGGCGGUGCUGGUCAUCAGCAACAAGCAGUUUACACAGCAGAUUGUGUUUGACAUGCAGAAGAGAGGAAUUCCGGCAUAUGGUGCGAUUUUUGACUCAUAGGUAACCGAAGGCAUUCGGGCUAUGACUUAUUAACGUGUUGACAUAGAUUACUAAGUAUUGACUUAAUGAAUGAAACGGCUGUUCUAACAUGA
Pyrenophora tritici-repentis Pt-1C-BFP is the source of this 3173-nucleotide messenger RNA. RefSeq lists its product as uncharacterized. Lineage: Eukaryota; Fungi; Ascomycota; Dothideomycetes; Pleosporales; Pleosporaceae. The record is from RefSeq and is a predicted model, not a curated record.